UCCAAUGCCUAACCUAACCGAUUCUCCUUUCUAAUGGAAACGCUUAUUUCAGUUUCACUAAAUUCCUUCAUCUUCUUCUUCUUCAUAUUCUCUUCUCCCUCCUCCUCUUCCGCCAUUCAUCUUCUCAAUACCCUUAAACAAUAAUGGCCGCCUUUCGAAGAUCAUCUCUUACCGAUGUCACCGAUUGCCGUCUCCUCUUCCUCAUCCUAACUUCCCUCUCUCUCAUCCUCUUUUUCUCCGCUUCCACUCUCUCCGACAUUCCCUUUUCCACUCUCGCGCCGCUCCAAUCCUUCAUCAUCGGCACUGCCUUUCAACACCCUCUCGAUUCGAAUUAUCUUCCGAGUAUUCGUGAUUCUUCGGAAGGGAUUCCGCCCGAGGCUAAGAGAAAGAUUCAGUUGCAGAAAUCGAAAAUGGCUGUGUGUUUAGUCGGAGGAGCGAGGAGGUUUGAGGUUACUGGACCGUCGAUUAUGGAGAAGAUUCUUAAGGAGUAUCCGAAUGCGGACUUGUUUUUGCAUAGUCCGGUUGAUGAGAACACGUUCAAGUUAUCGUACUUGAAAAAUGCGCCGAAAAUCGCGGCCGUGAGAAUCUUUGAGCCGAAACCGAUUCCGGAGACUGAGUCGCAACUCCGAGUUCUUACGGCGAAGAACUCGCCCAACGGCAUCCAGGGGCUUUUGAAGUAUUUUCAAUUGGUGGAAGGUUGCCUUACGAUGAUCCAAACGUACCAACAACUCAACAACUUCACCUACGACUGGGUUGUGCGGACACGUGUCGACGGGUACUGGAACACCCCACUCCGGCCUGAUAGCUUCCUCUCCGGCCAAUACGUAGUGCCGUCGGGAUCCUCCUACGGCGGACUCAACGACCGUUUCGGCGUUGGAGACCUCAACACCUCCACCGUCGCUCUUUCGCGCCUUGGUCUUAUUCCCUAUCUGGAUGCCGCAGGAUUCCGUGAACUGAACUCGGAAACUGCCUUCAAGGCCCAGUUGACCACCAUGGGGGUACCGUUGGUAACAAUGCGUUUGCCGUUUUGUAUAGUGACGGAGAGGCAGUAUGAAUUUCCACCGGGGAGGUUUGGGGUACCGGUGGCGGCGAUGUCGAGCAGAGGGCCGCUGAGUGGGACGAAGUGUAGGCCGUGCAGGGUGGCGUGUGAGGGAGAGUGUGUGGAGAGGGUGAUGGGUUGGUUAGAGAAAGGAUGGAGUUGGACGAAUUGGGAAAAUGGGACAAUGGGACUGUGCAAUGCGAGUGGAGAAUGGGAAAUGGAAUGGGAGAAAGUAUACGAGGAAAUGGUUGGUGAAGAAAUGGGGGAUUUGAGUUGGAAAAUUCAGAAGAUGAAGAUGAGUGAAUGUGUUGAAGGUUUUAACGAAAUGAAAAGACGAAGUGGGAUUUGGGAUUCUCCAAAUGGGGAGAAUAUUUGUAAGUUGGGGUUUAGAAAUUAAUACUUAUAAGGACUUGAAAAUGGGUCAUAAGCUUGAAAAUCAAUGUAUAGUUUAGAUAUUUUGGACACAAUGAUAUACAAAGCUUUUUUGCAACAGAAGUGGUUCAAUAUAGAUCGAA
Cucumis sativus (cucumber) is the source of this 1554-nucleotide messenger RNA. RefSeq lists its product as uncharacterized. The record is from RefSeq and is a predicted model, not a curated record. Bases 144 to 1436 code for a protein of 430 amino acids. Lineage: Eukaryota; Viridiplantae; Streptophyta; Magnoliopsida; Cucurbitales; Cucurbitaceae. The transcript is spliced from 2 exons.